GAGAGCUUCAUGUGGGUGGGUGGAAAUAAGUUCUGGGUUUGUUAUCCAAACACUAAAGCCCUCACUGCAUGUUUCAGACCACUUAAGACAAUCUGUACACUGUUAAACAAUUGAAGACUUGGAAAGUCCCGCAUGGUGCACACAACUCUGCAGUCGACCACAGGCUUCUUUGGUUUAAACCCUGCCGAGUUUAACAAGCUUCUAAAAGGGCAAGUUAUACAAUUCCAUGUCAUAUCUAUUCAGUGCAUGGUAUUCUAUAGACCCUUUCGAUCUGUUUUCCGGUUGAAAAACAUUCAAAGUCAAUGCAGAUACUUUGAAAUGAAAAUUAAUCUUAAUGUCGUCUUUAAAACAGGGUUUUUUAUUAUUAUUUUUGUUUGCCCCUACGUUACUAUUAGCUCACCAGAAAUGGCAUGUUUGCAUGUUUGUUUAUGCUUUUGAAAGGGUCAAUAGAACAGUCAUACGACAUUCUAAGCCCAGCACCAGCUGGUGGUACAAGCUGAAAUGAUUGUGAGAAUUGGGACAUAAGCUGCUCUCUACAGGAUGUGGUAUAAGCCACCCCAGAGCACACUGCUCCUCCCCCAAUGCCUUUACACUUUUUCUACGCCUUUUUUCUAUUUACAGGAAACAGUGUCAGUCGAAGAUGUUUUACCACAACAGCACAUUUGAUGAUUACGUGACUAAGAACACAUAUAACUCCAACAUGAAGGCAGAAAACUUCUGCAUCACAGCAACGCACAGCAAUGGCUCUAUGGAUGCUAAUAACACACAGGCCAUUCCUCUGAUCAAUAGCGGCUACAUCAUCAUCAGUUUGUGUGGGGGUCUUCCUCUCCAUGGCUGGGCAGUCUAUAGUCUACAUCUUCACUGGAGGUGCAACAGACGACUCUCGACCUUCGUCAUCUUCCUCCUCCUCAUUGACGCUCUGCAGCUACCUUUGAGCCCUGCUUUAGUAGUCGUUGCUCUAAGAAAAGACUUAUGCUUGGGAGAUGUCUUCAGAUGUGACCUAGUUUGGUAUCUCUGGCUGGGUUUGAGCAUCUGCGGUCUGAAUCUCCACCAGUUGGUGGCACUAGAGGGGAUUCUGUCUCGUAGAGACCUGCAGUGCUCUGCUCCAUGGGUCUCUCUGCCUUCCUCUUUGCUGAUCUGUUUGACUGAGUUGGCACUUUUCAUGUGUGUGGUCGCACUGAAAAUGAUACACUCAAGGACACUGGACUAUUUCAUUGGUUUGGUGGAAUUCAUGUGGUGCCUAGCUGCAUUUGUAUUGUCUUUGGUUAUGUGUGUGUUUUUUUGUCAAUCAUCAUAUCCAUUGAACCAUACACAUUCCCGUGACAAGACAGCAGAGCGAGUGAUGUUAGCAAUAGCUGCAACGACCAGUUUUGUUUUGUAUGGUCUUUCUAUCCCGGCCCUUGGGAACGUAUAUUUAAACUCAAUUGAUGACAAUAUUUAUAUGAUACUUCACAGUAUAUCUAUCUCACUUAGUAGUUUCCGACUUAUAGCAGAUCCUCUCCUUUGUGUUCUAGCCUGUAGGAAGCCUCCAGAAAAAAAGGCAGGAGAACAACGUCUAAUUGACUUGAGACUUGUCUAAAUCUGCGUUUUUCAAAAAUUUUCUGAACACUUUCCACCAAGUAAUUUUACUCUAAAGUAAAUGCAACUAAAUUUAAAUUAAAAUGAGUAUUGUCUUGUCUGUCUCUGUGAAUAGUAGGCCUAGUCUUCACAUCAUCUGUAAUGCCAUCUACUGGUAGCCUGGGAAUACACAUAAAAACUUCUGGCAAAUUUGAGAUUUUCUCUGUAGGAAAAGAGACCAUUGAAGCCCAUUUCGAAUGUCCCCAAAGAAGUGAAGUGAAAUAUUUUUAAUGAGAAUGCAAAUGUAAAUAAUUUAAAUUCAAUUAUGUUUAAUUAAUAAUGAAUUCCCCUGACAUUGACUACAUGAAUACAUUUGACACAUAAAUACACUUGACAUUCAUUACAAUGGUAAGUCUACACUACAUUGCCUGAAAUUGCUCGCAGCUUUGAGCUUUUGGUGAUCCAUUUCUGUUUUGUUUAUGUGUGUAUUUAAAAUGCAAAAUGAAAAUGAAAUGCUUAGAAUUACUUUCAAUUUUUUACAUCUGAAUAAA
Molecule: messenger RNA, 2108 nt
Organism: Alosa alosa (allis shad)
Lineage: Eukaryota; Metazoa; Chordata; Actinopteri; Clupeiformes; Clupeidae
Exons: 3
Coding region: 641-1579 (312 amino acids)
Source: RefSeq, a predicted model, not a curated record